AUCAGAUAUUACAUCAUUAUCAAAUGUAUAUCAUAUGGCUACUUGUGUUGCAAAAAGAAUUAAUAAUUGUGCACCAAUUUCAGCAAUAUUUAAUAAUAUUUCAUUUUUUAAUCCCCUUAAUGUUGAUGCAAGUUUAAUUAACAAAUAUUUGCUUGAAAAAUAUAAUGGAACUUUUGAUAUAAGUUAUAAUGCUCAAAAAUUUCAUUGA
This is a messenger RNA of Dentiscutata erythropus, 208 nucleotides long. The record is from the annotation of a GenBank genome assembly. NCBI's taxonomy places the organism in Eukaryota, Fungi, Glomeromycota, Glomeromycetes, Diversisporales, Gigasporaceae.